AGCCGUUGGAUAUGGGUAGAGUCCCGACACUACGGCCCCCCCUGCCCCCCCAAAGGGGAGAAACACCUCAGCCCCUGUGCCCCCGCCACGACGCAACAAACGCUCCGGUCGCAACACCCCAGUUCCACCUGAUCAGGGUCCCGCUAAGCCAGCACUAGGUGUGAUGGGCAGCCUGAAGCGUAUGAUGGGUGGACGACCGCUGCCCCCCGCGCCCCCAAUGGGGAGAGAGCUACGUCUGCCCGCCGCAUCUUCUCCUCUCACAUUCACUGACCUUCCUGACCAUCAGCCACCAAGCCGAGACAGUGGAUAUCUGGAUUGGGAAAUGGACAGUCGGCAUCGUUCUGGCAGUCUCACAGCACUCAACUCUCCUUCUUUCGGUCCAAUCAUGCAUGCUCAGUCAAUGGCCCAACUCAACUGUCCCAGCUGUCACCAUCACGGCAUGGUUUGGGACUGGAACCAGAGCCACAUGACGGCUGGAGGGUUCGGGCCAGCGUGGGGAGGUCUACCCACUGGCACCUGGCACGGUUCUGCCAUGCUACCACCGUAUCGACCCGAGCCAGAGAUGGCACGCAGGAACAGUCUGAGAGCCCCACCUCGUCGCAGUCGCAGAGACCUCACCACAGAUGACGAGGAGGAUGGCACCUUGCAGAGACGGAGGAACACCUCACCAGUCCGCUCUAGACGAGGACCAAUGAGUGAUGAGUCCGAGGACGAGGUCAUGUCCCACCGAGGCAGUCGAAGACAUCGAAGAAGAAAUUCCCCUGUGUCGAGAAACGCAUCUCCAACCUUAUCAAGACGAGGCUCAAGAAAAAAGAGCUCUGUUGGUGUCGAAGAACUCAUUGCCAGGAGGGUGAAACAGAACGAAGAGGAAGCACUGAGAUCCAGACGAUUUGAUGAUGAGACAAUGUCAAACAGAGGAAGCAGAAGGUAUGACGAUGAAACUAUGUCGAACAGAGGAGGAAAAAGAUACGAUGAUGAAGUGAUGUCGAACAGAGGUGGGAAAAGAUACGAUGAUGAAGUAAUGUCGAAUAGAGGAGGCCGAAGGUACGAUGAUGAAACCAUGUCAAACAGAGGUGGCAGGAGAUUUGAGGAUGAAAGGUUAUCGAUGAAGAGUGGGAGAAGGCAAGAAUUAGAAAGAUAUGAUUUCACAGCGUGGAAACAGACGCAGUGAUUUUGAAGACUCAAUGUCAGGUAGAAGUCAGAAGUUGGAUGACGAUGUUUUGUCAAAUAGAGGUGGAAGAAGAAAUGAUUUUGAUGAGACUUUAUCAAACCGUGGAAGUCAGCGAGUUUCAGAUUCGAGAAGAAGACGUCGCUCAUCUCCAAACCAGACUAGAAUGUCUCCUGCGAUGUCAAGAAAAUAUUCGAGAAAUGCAAGCAGUGAAGAUUCGGGUGAUGAAUUGUCAGACGGGAUGAAGAAUUCAUCAUCAAUAACAAAUCAGUCCAAAAGAGAAAUAAGUAAUGAAAUUUCUACUGAAACCUCUGAGCACAAAGAAGAAGAAGUUGCUUUUUCAAGUGAUGUAGAUAAGCCUCUGGGACCUAUACCUACCGAGGAAUGGGAGUGUGAUCACUGCACGUUUGUGAACCAAGCUGGAAGUCGAGUAUGCAUGGUCUGCUGCAAAACAACAACCAAUCCAAAAUACAAACAACAAAACAAACCACAACGCAAACAACAACCCACACAAAGUAGCUCUCAGGUGGUCAAUGCUCCCAAGAAGAUGCGGCAAGAUUCAAGUACUUCACCUUUAAAAGAAGAAAAAAGCUCUGAGUGGCAAGAAAGAAGAACAUAAUUUGAAAGAAGACGGUCAAGCCAAACCCUCAACUAAACAAUUUAUAAGCCAAAAUAAUAUUGACAAUGGUGAUCUCUCAGAGAGGCUGAAGAAACAAUUAGUGAUCCCACCAUCCCCACCGGAAAAGAAGAAAGGUAGGCGGCGAACUAUCUCAUUUUGGCUCGGAUCAAAGCUUUACUCUUAACUAUGUACUGUGAUCAGCGUGUUUUAUAUAAAUACAUCAAUAAAUGUUAUUGUUUCCUAAA
Molecule: messenger RNA, 2032 nt
Organism: Homalodisca vitripennis (glassy-winged sharpshooter)
Lineage: Eukaryota; Metazoa; Arthropoda; Insecta; Hemiptera; Cicadellidae
Exons: 5
Coding region: 164-1171 (335 amino acids)
Source: RefSeq, a predicted model, not a curated record